CUGUCACUCAGGUGGCGCUGGCGGAGGCCGGGCUAAGACGUGGCCGAGGGAUAGCUGCUGGACUUCCUGACCGUCUAGGCGGCGGCGGAGUCCCUAGCGCGUCCUCGCCUUGGUCGGGGAUUCUGAACUGCGGGAGAGACGGGCGCCGGCGGCUACACCUCCAUGCCGGCUCGCGGGGCGGGCCGCUGAUGGAGCGCGCCACCGGCCCGGGGUCGCUGGCACGGGCGCUGCUACUGCCACUGCUGCUGGGGCUCGUGGCAGGGACAGUGGCCGCGCGGCGCACCUCUGACCUCCUCGCACAGACAGCGGAGGCGGCGUUCGGCCUGGGAGCCGCGGCGGCUCCCACCUCGGCUACGCGAGUGCCGGCGGCGGGCGCAGUGAUUGCGGCCGAAGUGACGGUGGAGGACUCCGAGGCGCUGCCGGCGGCUGCAGGCGAGCAGGAGCCGCCGGAGCCGGAGCCGGAGCCGGAAGAGGAGCCCGAUAUUCGGCCAUGCGGCAGAGCAUUAGUGAUCAUCAGCACUUUAGAUGGCCGAAUCGCUGCCUUGGAUCCUGAGAAUCAUGGGAAAAAGCAGUGGGAUUUGGACGUGGGGUCUGGUUCCUUGGUGUCAUCCAGCCUUAGCAAACCAGAGGUAUUUGGGAACAAGAUGAUCAUUCCUUCCCUGGAUGGAGACCUCUUCCAGUGGGACCGGGAUCGUGAGAGCAUGGAAACAGUUCCGUUUACAGUUGAAUCACUUCUUGAAUCAUCUUAUAAAUUUGGAGAUGAUGUUGUCUUGGUUGGAGGAAAGUCUCUCACUACAUAUGGACUCAGUGCAUAUAGUGGAAAGGUGAGGUACAUCUGUUCAGCUCUGGGUUGUCGCCAGUGGGAUAAUGAUGAAAUGGAACAAGAAGAAGACAUCUUGCUUCUGCAGCGCACCCAGAAAACUGUGAGAGCUGUUGGACCUCGCAGCGGCAAUGAGAAGUGGAAUUUCAGUGUUGGCCACUUUGAACUUCGGUAUAUUCCAGACAUGGAAACUAGAGCCGGAUUUAUUGAAAGCACUUUAAAGCCCAGUGGAAACAAAGAACAGUCUAAAAUCAUUUCAGACGUGGAAGAGCAGGAAGCUGUCAUGAUGGAUACAGUGAUAAAGGUCUCCGUUGCGGAUUGGAAAGUUAUGGCGUUUAAUAAGAAGGGAGGACACCUGGAGUGGGAAUACCAGUUUUGUACUCCCAUUGCAUCUGCCUGGUUGGUUAAGGAUGGCAAAGUCAUUCCCAUCAGUCUUUUUGAUGAUACAAGUUACGCCCCCAAUGAUGGAGUUUUAGAAGAUGAAGAAGAUAUUGUAGAAGCUGCCCGGGGAGCCACAGAAAACAGUGUUUACUUGGGAAUGUACAGAGGCCAGCUGUAUCUGCAGUCAUCAGUCAGAAUUUCAGAAAAGUUUCCUACGAGUCCCAAGGCCUUGGAAUCUGUCAAUAGUGAAAAUGCUAUUAUUCCUUUGCCAACCAUCAAAUGGAAACCUCUAAUUCAUUCUCCUUCUAGAACUCCUGUCUUGGUGGGGUCUGAUGAAUUUGACAAAUGUCUCAGUAAUGAUAAGUUUUCUCACGAAGAGUACAGUAAUGGUGCACUUUCAAUCUUGCAGUAUCCUUAUGAUAAUGGUUAUUAUCUGCCAUACUAUAAGAGGGAGAGAAACAAACGGAGCACGCAGAUCACAGUCAGAUUUCUUGACAACCCGAAUUACAAGAACAUCCGCAAAAAGGACCCCGUUCUUCUCUUACACUGGUGGAAAGAAAUAGUUGGAACCAUCGUGUUUUGUAUCGUAGCAACAACUUUCAUUGUACGCAGACUCUUCCAUCCUCAUCCUCACAGACAAAGGAAGGAAUCUGAAACUCAGUGUCAAACUGAAAAUAAAUAUGAUGCUGUCAGUGGAGAAGCUAAUGACAGUAGCUGGAAUGACAUAAAAAAUUCUGGAUACGUGUCACGUUAUCUAACAGACUUUGAACCAAUUCAGUGCAUGGGCCGUGGGGGAUUUGGAGUUGUCUUUGAAGCUAGAAACAAGGUUGAUGACUGCAAUUAUGCUAUCAAGAGAAUCCGUCUCCCCAACAGGGAACUGGCUCGGGAGAAGGUAAUGCGAGAAGUGAAAGCCUUAGCCAAGCUUGAACACCCAGGAAUUGUGAGAUAUUUCAAUGCUUGGUUGGAAGCGCCACCAGAAAAGUGGCAAGAAAAAAUGGAUGAAAUUUGGCUGAAAGAUGACAGCACAGACUGGCCACUCAGCUCUCCUAGUCCCGUGGAUGCGCCUUCUGUUAAAAUACGCAGAAUGGAUCCUUUCUCUACAAAGGAACGUAUUGAAAUCAUAGCUCCUUCGCCACACAGCAGCAGGUCUUUUUCAGUUGGGAUUUCUUGCGGCCAGACCAGUUCAUCUGAGAGUCAGUUCUCUCCCCUGGAGUUUUCCGGGAUGGACCACGGAAAUGUGAGCAAGUCAGCAGAUGUGGUAUGCCAACUCCAGGACAGCUGCCUUACAGACUGCGAGGGGGAGGAUGGUACCAUGGAUGGUAAUGAUGAAGGGCACUCCUUUGAACUUUGUCCUUCGGAAGCUUCUCCUUAUGUAAGGUCCAGGGAGCGAACCUCCUCAUCUAUAGUAUUUGAAGAUUCUGGCUGUGAUAACACAUCCAGCAAAGAGGAGCCCAGAAUGAACCAGCCGCCUGUGGGCAACCAUUAUGCGGAUAAACUAACUGCGCUCCGGCAUUCCGGUAGCAAAUCUCCUUCAGGACCUACUGUGUCUGUUUCUCCGUCAAGACCGACCACUUUAAGUUUAGACCUCACUAAAAGCUCGGUGGGGAAACUCCAGCCCAGUUCGCCCAAGGUUUAUCUGUACAUCCAGAUGCAGCUGUGCAGAAAGGAAAACCUCAAAGACUGGCUGAACAGCCGCUGCACCAUUGAGGCGAGAGAGAGGAGCGUAUGUUUGCACAUCUUUCUGCAGAUUGCAGAGGCGGUGGAGUUUCUGCACAGCAAAGGGCUCAUGCACAGGGACCUCAAGGUCUGUUAUCUGUGGCUUGUCACCCGAGGGUUUCCGCCUGUUUUAUUUUUCUAUUCAUUUUUUUCGUUUACUUAUUUUUUUAAAAAAUGAUCUUAUUUCUUUAUUUGAG
This is a messenger RNA of Odocoileus virginianus texanus, 3114 nucleotides long. The record is from RefSeq and is a predicted model, not a curated record. Lineage: Eukaryota; Metazoa; Chordata; Mammalia; Artiodactyla; Cervidae.